This is a messenger RNA of Eimeria tenella, 1233 nucleotides long. RefSeq lists its product as uncharacterized. The record is from RefSeq and is a predicted model, not a curated record. Bases 1 to 1233 code for a protein of 410 amino acids. The transcript is spliced from 2 exons. NCBI's taxonomy places the organism in Eukaryota, Apicomplexa, Conoidasida, Eucoccidiorida, Eimeriidae.
AUGAGACUCCCGGCAGCUGCUGCUGUCCUGCUGCUCACUCUCUUGUGUUGCAGCGAUGAGGCCUCAACCAGAGCAGCAUCAGAUGAAGCUGCUGCUGCUGCAGCAGCAGCAGCAGGGGCAGCAGCAGCAGCAACAGCAGCAGCAGCAGCAAGUGACAAUAAUGUUGACGGCCGUGGAAUAGGAAGCAAAAGCAGCAAAAGUAUUUAUUCCAUUUUUGCACUGCAGCCUUUCUCCUUGCUGCAGACACACAAACCCUCAGCAGCAGCAGCAGCAGCAGCAGCAGCAGACAAAGAAAGGACAAAAUCUGCAUCAAAUCCCGACACUAAGCACAGCCAGCAGCAGGGGCAUGAGCAGCAACAGCAGCACGAGAAGCAGCAACACAAACAAAAGGACAAGCCGCAGCAGCAGCAGCAGCACAGUCAGCAGCACGAGGAGCAGCAGCACGAGCAGCAGCAGCAUCAGCAACACCAUCAGCAGCAGCACCACCACCAGCAGCACCACCAUCAGCAGCAACACCACCAACAGCAGCACCACCAGAAGCAGCAUGAAAAGCAGCAUGAGCAGCAGCAGCAGCUGCAGCACCAUCAGCAGCAGCAGCAGGACCACCACCAGCAGCAGGACCAUCACCAGCAGCAUCAGCAUCAGCAGCACCACCACCAUCAGCAGCAGCAGCAGCAGCGUCAGCAGCAGCACGAUCAUCAGCAGCAGCAUCAUGAGAAGCAGCCGCAGCAGCAAGAUCAUCAGCAUCAAGAGCAAAAGCAGCAGCAUCAGCAGCAGCAUGAGCAGCAGCAGCAGCAGCAUCAUCAACAGCAGCAUCAUCAUCAGCAGCAGCACCACCACCACUACCAUGAGCAGCAGCACCGUAAUCCCCCUCACCACCAGCAGCAGCAUCAGCAGCAGCAGCAGCAGCAUGAGCAGCAGCACGAGCAGCAGCACGCUCAUGUUCGUGAAAGGAAUGAGCACCAUCACCCAGCAGCAGCAGCAGCAGCAGCAGCAGCAGCAGCAGCAGCAGCAGCAGAGCAGCAAGAAGACUCCUCUGCUGCUGCUGGAAAUAGUACUAAACCGAGACAUAAAUAUUCCCCGAUUCAAGUAUAUGGCGGUAAGCCGCAGCAGCAGCAGCAGCAGCAGCAGCACAAGCAGCAGCAGCAACAGCGCGAACAGCAGCAGCAGCAGCAGCAGGGUUUUGUGGGUAGUUUUGUUCAGAAUAGAAUCCAAAAUGAAGCAGCAAAAUAA